Hyla sarda is the source of this 3452-nucleotide messenger RNA. RefSeq lists its product as uncharacterized. The record is from RefSeq and is a predicted model, not a curated record. The transcript is spliced from 2 exons. Bases 1490 to 2665 code for a protein of 391 amino acids. NCBI's taxonomy places the organism in Eukaryota, Metazoa, Chordata, Amphibia, Anura, Hylidae.
UUAUCCCGCAUUUCCAAGAAUAAAAAAAAAGUGUAAAUAAAAAUAAACAAAUGUGGUAUCGCCGCGUGCAGAAAUGUCCAAAUUAUAAAAAUAUGCCGCUUUUUAAACCGCACAUUCAAUGGCGUACGCGCAAAAAUAUUCAAAAAUCCAAAAUAGCUCAUUUUUGAUCACUUUUUAUGCCACAAAAAAGUUCAAAACUUCAGAUCACAGCGCAAAAAAUGAGCCCUCAUAGCGCUCUGAACACAGAUUUUUAAACGUAUACAUUUUCCUGCAUGUAUUCAUGAUUUUUUUCUGAAGUGAUACAAAAUCAAACCUAUAUAAGUAGGGUAUCAUUUUAACCGUAUGGAUCUACAGAAUAAAGAUAAGGUGUAAUUUUUGCAGAAAAAUGUACUGCGUAAAAACGGAAGCCCCCAAAACUUACAAAUAGUGUUUUUUCAUCAAUUUUGUCGCACAUUGAUUUUUUUUUCCUGUUUCACCGUAGAUUUUUGGGUAACAUGACUAAUGUCAUUACAAAGUAGAAUUAGUGACGCAAAAAAUAAGCCAUCAUACAGAACAGUGUUUUUGCCUAUCAUUCUGCACUCAAUACCUCAUAAUGAGAAUGUGGAAUAUUUUUUAGAAAGAAACAAUUAUGUUGCUAUGACACUUGAAGUUUAGUUCUGGGGCCUCCCAUUUUUAUGAACAUCUCUGACAUGUUUCUACAUCUUGAUUGGAGUCACCUGUGGUAAAUUCAGGUGAUUGGACAUGAUUUGGAUAGACCCUGUCUAUAUAAAGUCUUACAGCUGACAUUUAAUGCGUAGCAGAGCAAAACCAAGCCAGAAAGAAUUGCCUGCAGAGCUCAAAGACAGGCUAUAGAUCUGACACCUCUGUCCAUGUCAGGAACUGUCCAGACCAGAGAGGUUUGCUAUGGGGAUUUGCUCCAACUCUGGACAGUUCCUGACAUGGACAGAGGUGUCAGCAGAGAGCACUGUGGUCAGAUAGAAAAGAAAUUCAAAAAGAAAAUAACUUCCUCUGUUUUUUUCUGAAGUGAUACAAAAUCAAACCUAUACAAGUAGGGUAUCAUUUUAACCGUAUGGACCUACAGGUUGCUAAGUAUCUUAUCAUUGACAACCCGGUCAUCCCCAUAUUUCAUUCCCUUCCUAAAGUACUUAAGGUGGUGUUUCCUCCUCCACUCAGGCCCAUAGUCGCUGGCAUUUCCUCAUUAAAUGAGCGGCUAUGCGCCUGGGUGGACUCACUCCUUCAACCCCUUAUUCCACACAUCCGGGCCACAUUAAGGACACUAAACACCUGCUAGAUAUGAUGCAUGGGGUUACGUGGGGAGAGUCACAUUGUUGGGUGUCGGCGGAUGUCACAUCCUUAUGUUCUGCCAUCUCCCACGACAGGGCACUUGUUGCCCUUUCGUGGUUUUUGAGAAUUUACUCCCGUUACCCUGAGGAAUUAUGUGAAUAUAUUUUGGUAGUGGUUGAGUAUUUGCUGAGCCACAAUUUUUUUUAUGUUUAACAAUUCCUUUUUCCUCCAGGUCACAGGAGCUUCGAUGGGGGCGAAAUUCUCCCCCUCUCUCGCCAACAUAUAUAUGUGUUGGUGGGAGAGGGAGAUUCUUUUCGCCCCCUGCAACCCCUACAGCGAACAUCUGCUGUGGUAUGGCAGCUACAUCAACGACCUCCUAUUUAUUUGGGGGUCCGAUGUGGCGGCCGUACCGGGGUUCAUGGAAUUUCUCAAUUCCAAUGAUCUCAAUCACAGAUUCACGGGCAGUUACCAUCAUGAUGAAUUUGAUUUUCUUGAUUUACAUUUGCGGGGUGACAGGGGUAGUUACAGGGUUAUAUCUACAACAUUUAGAAAAAAGACCUCUGUAAAUUCUAUUCUCCACGCUACCUCCUGUCACCCCCCUCAUGUCGUCAAAAAUCUUCCAGUCGGGGAAAUGAUCCGGGCAUGCCGUAAUUGCUCCCUCGAGCCUGAUUUUUCUAGGGAAGCGGUUGCCGUUGGCAACCGCUUGCGGCAGCGCGGAUACCCGAACCUGACGAUUAUGAGAGCUAUCAAGAUAGCAGCUGAAAAGAAUCGUAAUGAAUUGAUCAAAACUCAAAAUACUAAAUCCUUAUCCGAUGAGACUUCUAAACCUAUAAUCUUUUCUACCCAGUACUACAGUACGGAAUUUCGAUCGGUUCAGAAAAUCAUUGAUAAACACAUGCCAAUUUUGCAUACCGAUCCCGGGGUGAGGGAAGCCCUUGAAUCGGGAUACAUGUGUGUAUCACGCAGGGCCCCUACCCUCGGUCAGAUGUUGUCACCUAGUCUGUUUACUGAUGGUCCUACUAAGAAACCAACCUGGCUCAAACAUACGGGCUCUUACAAAUGUUGUGCCAAUAGAUGUGUGUGCUGCAGUUAUAUACAUAACUCUAAUACAUUUGUUUCUUGUAGUAAUAAGGACAGCUUUGUCAUUAAACAGUAUAUUAACUGCAGCACAUCGGGGGUAAUCUACCUUUUCACAUGCCAUGACUGCAACCUUCAAUAUAUAGGAUGCACCACAAAUCCUUUGAAGAUAACGUUCCCUGAGUCAAGUGCUGGACGAAUUUUCUUCUCACAUUUACCUGCCGGGGCGGAGUCCACGUGCACUGCAUGCGAGGGUGAGCUGAUACGAACUUUGCUAACUUCCUCUGUAGUAUGCAGCAGCUGAUAAGUACUGGAAAGAUUAAGAUUUUUAAAUAGAAGUAAUUUACAAAUCUUUUUAACUUACUGCUACCAGUGGAUGUGAAAAAAAUUGUUUUUCACCGGUGUACUCCUUUAAGAUCUUGCCAUAGGCAGACUGUAAAGGUAGAUUGUCAGAAUGACAGUACACUGAUAUACAUAUGUAAAAGUGUAGCAAAUUAACAAGUUCCUAAAAAGGAUUUAAAAGUAAAAAAAAAAUAAUAUAUAUAUAUAUAUAUAAAUAAAUGGCAUCACUGUACCGAGAUAUCUAAACUGUUAAAAUAUAAGGUUAUUUGUCCCGUAAUUAUGUUUAAAACUGUAGCUCUAGGUUCUAUAGUUUUGUAAUAUACAUUUCUUAAUGAAAUGCAAGCUCUCCUGCACUUUUGUGUCUGUGUGUACCUGGCUGGAAACUCUGUAGUCCAGUGAGCAUCGAUAUGCACUUACUGAUCCCCCUCCUGUUCAUGUUGAGAAGCAGGAGAACAAAGGGGUUUAUUUUGCAUAUUUCUUAGUGUUUUUAAGCUGCACCCCUUUGACCAGCCAGAGGUGUGCAGGUCAAGAAGCCAUUAAAGGGGCCAUGGAGAGUAUAUUGUACGCUUGUUUAAAGCUUUCACAUAUGACACCUUAUAUUAAAAAACCCACCCUGCAUGAUAUUUGCAGAUAUUUUACUGUAUGUGCCGGGUACAAAAUGUUCUGUAAAGUUACCAUGGAUACUGAAUCCUGUAAUAUAGCAAACUGUGUGCGGCAGGUGAGCAGUGCGAAUACCUGAACGCUUGUGU